CUAACUUCCGGUAUUGUGUGGCUGUCAGGUCUGCAGCGCCAUAUGCGAAUAUGGCUGACUUUUCGGAGAGGUCAGUGCAGGCGGCUGUCGUCGUCUCCUUCCUAGCGGGUUUUGCGGCGGGCUGGCAGGCCAACAGGAUGCGGAGGAAAUUUCUCGACUGGCGGAAGAAGAGGCUGCAAGACAAACUGAACGAGACGCAAAAGAAACUCGACCUAGCCUGACCCACGCCUUCGUCUACCUUGAAGGGACACUACAUUAGGUGUUGCAGGACUGCAAGGUCAACUUUGUUGCAGGACUGUGCGCUGCUCUCCGAGUUUGGAUGCCAGAUCUUCCUUGGCCACCGUAGUUGGAAGAAGAAAGGCAGGAAUGUCCACCUGUCAAUCUACCACUCUUGACACUCUUGUCCAAAUUGCAAACACGCACAUGUAUUGUCUCAUUUUUCUACGUUAAAUAAAUGCCGAUUUCCAACUUAACGUCUUUGCACUUGUAAAUAUUGUGCAUUUGUUA
This is a messenger RNA of Syngnathus acus (greater pipefish), 507 nucleotides long. Its product is annotated as mitoregulin-like. The record is from RefSeq and is a predicted model, not a curated record. The coding region runs from base 51 to 221 and encodes 56 amino acids. NCBI's taxonomy places the organism in Eukaryota, Metazoa, Chordata, Actinopteri, Syngnathiformes, Syngnathidae. The transcript is spliced from 2 exons. Gene Ontology annotation, cellular component: mitochondrial inner membrane. Gene Ontology annotation, biological process: positive regulation of mitochondrial membrane potential.